This is a messenger RNA of Symbiodinium sp. CCMP2456, 1185 nucleotides long. NCBI's taxonomy places the organism in Eukaryota, Dinophyceae, Suessiales, Symbiodiniaceae. The record is from the annotation of a GenBank genome assembly.
AUGACAAUGACUGCAUCUACGAAAGGGCCCGAGGAAGUCGAGAAGAUGCUUCUCAAGCAAUUGGUCGAAGAGGACUUGACCGAAAAGGCCGAAAAGCUGCUCAUCAAAGAGCUUCGCGAACUUCGCGGGAACCCGCAAGAUUGCGAAGAGGUCGACACCAUCGAAGUGGACGAAGAAAUGAUGCCCACUGAGGAGUCGGCAGCAGCUCUCAAGGACAGCCAGUACGAAGCCAACGAAUCAACGACCGUGAGGCCGACCCAGGUGCCUUCCCGAUACCAGGGCACUUACACUUCAACGGACUGGCUCGAGGCUGGCUUGUACGACUGCACCUUGGCGUGCGAGUACGAAGGAUUUCGCCCUACCUUGAAGACGAUCCGAAGCAUGUGCUACUUGUUGAAGAAGCAAGCUGAACUACCAGAUUGGAUCUUCAUGUCGGAGCAACCAAUCCGCAGCCAGGGACAGGUCUCGAAGAACUUUCGCCUGUGUGAACACGAUGGGCAAACGGACAUCCUCUUCGAUGUGAAGCCACCGUCGUAUCAUGUCGGGCAGCUGGACGAGUGUUCUGAGAGUGACCUUCUGGGCGCCUGUUUGAUGGCGCUUCCUGUGAGAUGCCCCAAGCAAGGGGACUGGUGCUUGGGGUUAGCAGGCGCCCUACGCGAGGCGCUCGUCAAGAAGCCCCGCCUUUGUGAAAUCCGGCGUGUGAUAGAAAGGCUGCUGGAGUCAGAACAGGCUUCCGUCCAUGGUUGCGGUCGCUGGCGAUUGGAGUUGGCGAAGUUGGAAGCCUCAGAACAGCAACCAACGGCUGUGUCUGCGGAGAGCAAUGACGAACUGAUAGCCUUGCUUAGGCAAGAUCGAGAGCUUUUGGACCCUCUUCCAAAGAUGCUGAAGGAUCAGAAAUGGGACAACGUCCGCGCCGUGCUGAAGACGCCUCCGGUGUCUUACCUCUGGAACCUUGGGUUGGAGAAGAACACCUUGAAGAAGUUGGGUGACAACUUGGGGGAGAUCCAAGUCUUGGAGCUCAUGGACGAGAUUGCAUCGGACCUGCAGGUCACCGAUGAGAUCUCCUAUUCCAACAACUACGUGUACGGACAGCCUGGAGAGGGGAAGGUGAAGGUCCAGGAGCCGAUUGAGUACAUAAAGAUGGCAAUGUCCAAGCUGGACGAGGUGCUCAAGAUUGUUGGAUGA